This is a messenger RNA of Thlaspi arvense, 321 nucleotides long. Lineage: Eukaryota; Viridiplantae; Streptophyta; Magnoliopsida; Brassicales; Brassicaceae. The record is from the annotation of a GenBank genome assembly.
AUGAAAAGCGAACCUCCAGUGUUGGAAAGUGCUGCAGGGCCACAUACAGUAAUCAAUGGCAAAGAAGUUGUGAACUUUGCUUCAGCAAAUUAUCUUGGACUUUUAGGACAUGAGAAAUUACUUGAGUCCUGCACGUCUUCACUGGAGAAAUAUGGUGUUGGUUCUUGUGGUCCUCGUGGAUUUUAUGGAACAAUUGAUGUGCACCUUGAUUGCGAGGCCAGAAUAGCUAAAUUCUUGGGAACUCCUGAUUCUAUUCUAUAUUCUUAUGGCCUUUCCACCAUGUUCAGUGCCAUUCCAGCUUUUUCUCUUAGAAAUGUUUAG